This is a messenger RNA of Coregonus clupeaformis (lake whitefish), 1992 nucleotides long. RefSeq lists its product as uncharacterized. Gene Ontology annotation, molecular function: DNA binding. The record is from RefSeq and is a predicted model, not a curated record. Lineage: Eukaryota; Metazoa; Chordata; Actinopteri; Salmoniformes; Salmonidae. The transcript has 8 exons. The coding region runs from base 827 to 1384 and encodes 185 amino acids.
GAGCAAAACCUCGAGACUUCCUUAGUAUUUGAUUUUGUGCACCAAAUCAAGGAGCUAUUGGCUCCUUGAUUUGCCGCUAGAUGACGUUUUGCCAUUGCCGCGAUGACGUCAUACCGCCAAUUUGCCUCGCUGCAGUCCCCAACGAAGCGUUUAAAGAUGCCUGUAGUACAUGGCUUUGGCUAGGUAACUGCUGUUUGAUUUGACAUGAAUCUUAACUAGAGUUUUAAUCCCGGUGCUGAGCUAAUUCAUAGCAGCUAAUUCUUGUAUGACAUGUUUGUAGAAUGUUAAGUCCCAUAUUGACUGAGGUGAAUGAAGCUACAGCAACAAGGUGAUAAUGGCUGGCGUCAAUUUUGUUUGUUUCUGCUGUUCUCCACAUUGCAUUUGAGAGUUUAAAUUGUGUAGAAAUGCAGUAAAUAAGCUUUAAAUUUAGGUUUAGCUGAAAUGUUGCUAGCCAUGGCUAGUCUGGCUGACACCUAAAUCGAAGUCUUCUUCCUUGCUGUGUGGUCACGUGGGUCGUGUCAGCCAGGCUAAACCAUGGCGCCACCAAAAAGAAAACACAACAUCAAAUUCGCAGAGUGAAAUUCUGUCGAGGCAACAGCCAAGCAUUUUUUUAAUUGAUGCAAAAGGAGUGAGAUAAUGGAGAAGUCAAAAAGUCGAACUUCAACGUUUGUCUAAGGUGGAUCAGAAGAGGGUGAGGCUGCAAGGUGGGGGGAGGAAAAAGUCAUUGAAGUACAACAAAAGAGAAGCUGCAAUAAAGGAAGAGAAGACACUGUCCAAGAGGAACACACAUGAGGAUGAGGAAGAUGAGCCGCACCCUAAAAGAGGGAUGUCAAAGCAAGAACCCAAUACUUCACUGGUAGCCUUGACAGAAGACUGUGCUCCAGAGCAGUUUGAAUUUCAGUAUGGACUUGAGGGACCAACAUUUAAGGAUGACAACAGGGAGUCCUCCAAGAGCCAUCUGUCGAUCAUCAAAGUGGAACAGCUGGACUCCCUCCUCCCAGACCAAACCGAUUCCAGCUGUGGUUCUGGGUCACCUGGGGAUUCGGGGCCUCCUGGCUCGUCUGGUUCUGGGUCCAGUACGAGUCAGGCUGCACAGUUUUUCAGGAAGUGCCACCAGGCAGGCUGUACACAGUUCAUCUUCUCAGAGUUCGCCUCCCGCCUCAGCACCAUCACUGAGAGGAUCACAUCCCAGCAGGCCAGUGAGGAAGAUUUCAACCUCACCCUGAAAGUGCUGGAGGCCUCUGGGAUGCUGCCAGAGAUCUUUGCCAAAAGAGACCAAGAAAUGGAGAAGAGACUGAGGGAGCUGCAGAGAGAGACUGAAGCGGUGAGGACGGCCAGGUCUGCCAUGAGAGAUGCUUGCGUCAUGAGCUUCACCUCAUCAUGACAGAGCACUGCUGAAGAUAAAAGCGGUUUUAUAAGGCGUUAUAACCAGGGCCUGGAGUUUCUGACCACGUAACUGAACUAGGAAGGUAUAGGACCUGGAGUUUUCCCUGGUCCAAUCCCCUCGUCAGGAGAAACUCUGAUCCUUCUUUUAACCGAAUGUAAAUAUUUCAAACCUUUUGUAUUUGCCAUAUUUUUCUACCCGUGUUCAAACUUUAACUCUGUGACAUUUGACUCUAUGAUAUUUGAACUCUGAUAUUUGAAAGCAGUUUGUUUCACCCUGGCCACUGACUUGGGUGGCAUGUUAAACAUUAAAUUAGUAAUUGGUAAUAUAAUAUUUUGACAGACAUUGGUUCUGAGGUUAUUGGAGAUGUUUUGAUGUUAGUAGGUGAUCCUUAGUCUCCCUCUGUGCUGUAUGUAUAUGUUCACUAACCCUUAAGACUAAAUAUAUCCUAAUAUACUGUAUGUGCAAACCAGUAUAUCUAAUUUUCUCUUGAUGGGUACUAUGUCCACUAGUAAUAUAAGACAAGUUCAUUAUUAUGAAUACACUGGUAAUAUAGUAUACUUGAGAGGAAAUCUGAGAACUGUGACAUUUUCUGAGAAUGAAUUAAA